AUGGACCCAUUAUCUAUCACGUCAGGCGCCGCCGCCCUCGCCAUCAGCUGCGCGACGAUAGUCAAGACGCUUUACACCUGGAUAGACGAUACUGUCGACGUCGACGAGAAUGUCUCUAAUUUGUUGGAGGAGGUCUCGAUUCUGUCGCGAGUCCUAGACUCGGUCAGCAAUGCCUCCGGUCGGGUUCCGCAAGCUAUCGUAGCUGAGAUCGAUCCCGGUAAUGCCCUCUGGGGUAGUAUUAGUGCCACCCUCAAUGAUAUCCAGAGCACAGUCGACAAGCUCAAAAGACUAAUGGCCGAGCUUGAGAAAACAAACCGCUUUAGCCGAGGGUUCUUGCGCAAGCCAACCAAGCAAAUCAAGUUUAGCUUGCGGUCCAAAGAUAUCACUAUAUACAAAGACAGAAUCAAAUCAUACAACACAGCAAUGACAAGUGCUUUUCAGAUGCUCAAUAUCUGCCUACUAAUUCAUAGCAACUCCUCUCAAGAUUCUGUGUUCAAAGUCCUCUCCGGGCUCAAGUCCCAGCUGAGAAAUGUCGAGGUUGCUUUACAUACAAGUAGCUCUGCAAGCCCUGGCCCUUCCGGUGGACGUGAAGAGGACGAUCGCGCCACCCAAAAUCUCCGACAGUUUGUUCAAGUAGCAGAGAACUUCCAUUCAAGCGCCAGUACUAUUCUGAGAGAGGGCCCUAGGUCUACUGUUUGGGGAGGAAGCAUUAUGGGUGACCCUUUAACGGAAGCACAAACAUCACAGAUCGAGAGAUGGAUACCUCCGCCAGUCAAUGAAGAGCCGCAUUCCCCUCUUGACGCCGACUCGGACAGUGAGACUGAGUUUGCCAGAAGAUUCGAAGAACUAGCAAUCAAGAAUGAGGCGGACGGAGACCACGCAAAGGCAGAACAAUUCUACAGAGGUGCCAUCGAGCAUGGUGAAUCGAGUUCAAGGCCAGUAAUCGACAUCACUGCUAUGAAGAUACGACUAGCAUAUGCAUGCAUGCGGCAGGAAAAGUGGACAGAAGCAGACGAAAUCAUCACUCCGAUCGCUUUUGAGAGAAAGACAAAUGAUAUACUCGUGUAUCACGGAAUGCAUGCGUUGGCUCUUGCUUAUGUAGAUGACUCCAAACUCGAGGAAGCUGAAAGGUAUUGCAAGCGUGCUCUUUGGGGCAAGAGAAAAGUUCUCGGCAAAGAUAACCUGAGCUGCUGGGAGACUCUCACUUUGCUUGUGUUCAUCUGCAAAGCAAGAAACAGGACUGCGGAAGCAGAGGUCCACCGAAGCUUUAUCCCGAACUACGAGACUAUUGCGAUUGAUCCUGAAGCAUUGACCUAUCUGGACCGUUCACAGCCCUUAGCCUUUCAGCAACAGUAUCCUCCCAGUCAACCAUAUACUACGGCAGCUCCUGGUCCAUUCCCAUCCGCGGGUAGAGUCCAGUACCCCAAAACCUUCGGUUCUCAGUACACAAGUCCACCAACACCGAGUGGUCAUCAAGGCGUAGUUCAAUAUCCGACACAGCAAAGGCAAACAAGGUCAAACGGAGAAUCGUCUUCAAAUCCUACUAUCUCUCGAAAGGCUAUCGGACACCCAAACCCGAGCUUAUCUAUAAUGCAUCGUCCUCAAAGUACGGGGCCAUACUAUCAACAACAACCAGAGCAACCGAGGAGAAGCACCAACCUGUCAUAUAGCCACAAUAAUGGCCUGUCUGGAUUCGAACUCCUGUACGAUUUCGAUUCCUACUGGCCUGACCACAUCGGCGUGGGUCUUCGAGCCAUAGGUUGGACCGAUGAUCUUAUCAAACAAAACCAGCAGACUAUCAUAGACUACUUCAAGUUUCGACCGAUCAGUGACAGAACAGCUUCUAUGGCUUUGUCACUGCCACCUCCUCCUCAUUCAUCGAGAGCAUAUCCACAACCCACGCAAGGUGCCAACAACUAUGAACAACAAGGUUAUCAAUCCCCCACAUCACUGUCGCCCUACAGCAUGGCACCUGUGCCCACGCCUGAGCCCAGAUAUCAGAUAUUUGUGUCAAUCGACUUCAUGAAUAUAGACGGUGCGAGUACCAGUGUUGCAUGCAUUCCAACUGUUAUUUACUACGAUCAGUACAAUAAAGUAGUUGGCUGGGGCCAUGACACUGCUAACGCCCUUGGGCCGACUGGAGAUCCGAAGCCAGGCGUCCAGAAGGUUGAAGGUCUUCCUCUGCUCUUGACUCAAGAGACAGGAGAGUAUAUUCCACUACCUGGUGUUCCUCCGGGCCUCAACGCUGUAGAUGUCUCAGCUGAUUUUCUCUAUGAGGUCAGGCGUGCGCUUCGUACCCAAUUACAGCAGCGUCUAGGAAGUAAAUUCUUGAACAACGAGCAGACAAUCCAUUGGAUUAUCACUUUGUCAGAGAUCUGGGCAAAUAGGGACAAAACGUUAUGGAAACGUGCUCUUCAAAGGGCUGGCUAUCUUAGAGACGAAAAUGAUACACGCUUGUCAUUCAUCGGCGAAGCAGAGGCGUCAAUAAAGCACGCGAUAAUGAGAUAUUCCCUCAGCCAAGAAACCUAUAUCUUUGCGAGCUUUGGGAAGAAGAUAGCACACGUGUCCGUGUGUGAGCUUCCAGCGCUUCCACUAGCACCACAUUGCUUCGUUUCUAGGCUUGUGACAUAUGAGAACCAGGGGCCUACUCUCACAGCACAAAGGUUUGCUGAAAUGGUGCGGACCAAAGUCAAGCACAUGCGGCUUCCAGAUGGCUCCAGGAUAGCCAGAAGGGUCUAUGGAAGGUGUAUCGAAGAUUUUGAGGACCGCAUCUUGCCCGAUUUCAGAAACAACGGACAAGAAUGGGAUGUCGAUGUUGCAAUUGAAACGGAAUUCCCCGAUGCAGGGAUCAAGAAUGGUUUCAUGACUUAUACAAAUGACGAAAUCUUGUCGUGUUUCCAGCCCGUCAUAGAUGGAAUUACGAUCAUGAUGGCUCAGGCAGUAGGUGACGUUUUCAAAACUGGCAAUGUUCUUGAGGGACUUAUACUUGCAGGAGAAUACUGUACAUCGGAAUACUUGCUACGGGAAAUCAAGUCGAAACUACCUGACAACCUCCGAAACAAGGUCUAUCCGCCCAUGGAACCUGCAACACAGGUUGUGUUAGGCGCAGCCCAUUUGGAAUUAACACGCUAUUUGUCUGCAAUGCCUCGUGGUAUGGUAGACAGCUGGUCUCAAAGUCGUCUCAAAAAAGAAAAAAGGUGGGAUACAAGUGGCAAACAUAACUAA
Molecule: messenger RNA, 3225 nt
Organism: Fusarium mangiferae
Lineage: Eukaryota; Fungi; Ascomycota; Sordariomycetes; Hypocreales; Nectriaceae
Exons: 6
Coding region: 1-3225 (1074 amino acids)
Molecular function (GO): protein binding
Source: RefSeq, a predicted model, not a curated record